Homalodisca vitripennis (glassy-winged sharpshooter) is the source of this 4695-nucleotide messenger RNA. RefSeq names its product transcription elongation regulator 1. Bases 180 to 4220 code for a protein of 1346 amino acids. Gene Ontology annotation, cellular component: nucleus. The transcript is spliced from 20 exons. Gene Ontology annotation, molecular function: transcription coregulator activity; RNA polymerase binding. The record is from RefSeq and is a predicted model, not a curated record. NCBI's taxonomy places the organism in Eukaryota, Metazoa, Arthropoda, Insecta, Hemiptera, Cicadellidae.
GUUAUUUCGUUUGUCUAUGGAUAGUUGUGAUUCCAAUCUUUACUCUUGUGUUAGUGUAUUGAAAGUAAUGCUUUAGUAUUACUUAGUUAUAUAUGAAGUAAUCUAUAAAUAGUUCAGUGUAGUAAACUGUACCAUCGGUUUGCAAAGCAAGUAACGCUUUAUAUUACUUUUAAAAAGUAAUGAAACAAGACAAAACCCGUGCUAAUAUGGGUGCUCAUUCCAUGGAUGAUUCAGGAAUCGACCGGUCCUCGGAUAAUGAAAAUGAAGAAGACUAUGAAAACCAGGAUGAGCCUAUGGAAGAUGAUUAUAAUGAUGAAGAUGAUUACUACGACGACUAUCGUCCUCCCCCACCAAAUAAGAGAGGAAGAGGAGGAGGUGGCAUGUUUAGAGGCGGUAGAGGAGGAGGUCGUGGUGGUCAGCACAUGGAUUUCAGCCCUAGAGGGCAGCAAGGAGGAGGACCUCGGGGACCUCAAGGCGGCCCUCAUGGACACGGAGGCCCCCAUGGAGGUGGGCCAAGAUUUCGUGGUAGGGGAUUCGGUCCAAGAGGCCCCCCGCCGGGCUUUAGGGGUGGACCUCCAGGCCCUCACUUUGGUGGACCCAGAGGCCCUAGAUUUAGAGGUGGCCCUCCACCCAACUGGGACCCAAAUUGGGGGGGUCCUGGAGGUCCGAUGCAGGGUCAUGGUGGACCAAUGCAUGGAGGACCACCACCUCCACAUCAUAUGAUGGGUGGACCUCCUCCACCUGGUGGAAUGGGACCACCUCCUCAUAUGAUGGGCCCUGGCGGUCCAGGAGGACCAGGUGGACCAGGACCUGGUCCUAUGGGCAUGCCUCCACCAUUUGGGCCACCGCCAGGCAUGGGAGGCCCCCCACCACUUGGCUCUGGACCUCCCCCUAUGAUGCCACCUAAUAACAUGGGAGGGAUGCAGACUGGCAUGCCGCCCCCAAUGAAUGGCCCAAAUAACAUGCCGAAUGGUCCACCAAUGAAUAUGCCACCUCCUGGCAUGCCCCCACCAGGUACCCUGCCACCUACAAAUAUACCCCCACCAGUCACAGCAGCUGCAGCGGCCACGAACAGCCCUGCCCAAAACCCUGUAGGGCUCGACUUCACUGGUGAGAUCUGGGUGGAGACAAAGGCAUCAGAAGGGAAGUCUUACUAUUACAAUGCUAGGACAAGAGAGACUACCUGGACUAAACCAGAAGGCAAUGUCAAAAUCCUUCUUCAAGAACAGGUUGAAGCAAUGGCGCAAGCUGCAGGAGUAGCUCCUACGCAGACCAACUCCCAGGAUACGUCAUCUACCACUACAGUCCCUGGGGAUUCUGAGGACAGCAAUGCAGGUGACACGACAACAGCCACCAACGCAACAACUGGUACUGAUUCCCCGACCACUACUGUCACGACAAGUACGAUCAGUGCCAGUGCAACACAAUCGUCAACAACAAGUGUCGCAAGUACUAGCAGUGUAACUUCAGCACCUCAGGCAGUCACCAACACCACAGCCCCGACAAUGUCAGCCCCACCGGUAAUGGGAGGAAUGCCCCCAGGUCCCAUGGGGAUGGGAGGGAUGAUGGGAGGCCCCCCGCCACUUGGUGGCCCCAUAGGGCCUGGGAUGGGAGGCAUGCCCAUGAUGGGAAUGGGAGGGAUGCCCAACACCAUGCAGCCUCCCCCAAGCAUGAUGCAUGGCCCUCCGCCAGGCAUGUAUGGUGGGCCACCAGGACACUUUGGCGGCCCCCCACCAUUUGGGAUGCCCCCACCUGGAUUUCCCCCAGGUGGCUUUGGUGGGUUCCCUCAAGGACCUUGGGGAAUGCCUCCACAAGCUAUGAUGCCCCCGGCCCAACAGCCGAUGAUGCCACCACAAACUGUGGUCCCUGCCCCAGUAGCAGCGGUGCAACCCACUCCACAAACAGAUGAUUCUACUGCUCAGAUUGACCCGGAAAUUGUGGCUCGUGCGGCAGAGUGGUCAGAACACAGAGCUCCCGACGGAAAGCUCUACUACUACAAUGCCAAGCUGGGUGAGAGUGUUUGGCAGAAACCACAGCCCCUCAAGGAUUUAGAGACUGCCAAAUUAGCUGCAGCUCAAGGCGUAUCAACAUUGCCUCAGGCUGGAGUCAUCUCGGCUGCAGCCACCACCAAGAUCAGUGCAACAAAACCACCUGGAUCAGACGAUGGUUCGUCUACUGAUGGUGAGAAAUCACCUCAGAUCUCAGCUGUCAACGGGACCUCAACUGGGGCUUCCAAAGCAGACAGUGACGAAGAAGACAGGAAGAAAGAGGAAUUGGCAGAAAAGAGUAAAAAAGAAGCUGAGGCUAAAGCACAAGAAGAACUGGCCAAGAAAAAGAAAGAAGAGGAAGAAGAGAAGGCAAAAGAAGCACAAAAAGCUCAAGACAAAUCAAAACCAGUUUCUAGCACUCCUGUUCCUGGGACUCCAUGGUGUGUGGUAUGGACUGGUGAUGGAAGGGUGUUCUUCUACAACCCCUCAUCACGCACAAGCGUGUGGGAGAGGCCUGAGGAGCUGGUGGGGCGUGCAGAUGUAGACAAGAUGGUGGCCAGUCCUCCCGAGACAUCCCAGACUGCUGAAGCCCAGGCUACCAAACGUGACAGCACUACAGAGACUGAGGCCCAGGCUGCUAAGAAACAGAAGCUGGACACCAGUAAACUGGAGACCAGUGCCACAGAGAGUGAAAAGAAGCAGAUAGAUAUUGGCAAGGAGGCAGCGAUGGAGGCGGAGGUGCGAGCAGCACGGGAGCGGGCCAUCGUACCUCUGGAGACACGCAUCAAGUCAUUCCGGGAGAUGUUGGCUGAGAAGGAGGUAUCAGCAUUCAGUACGUGGGAAAAGGAGCUGCACAAGAUCGUGUUCGACCCUCGCUACCUGCUGUUGACCAGCAAGGAGCGAAAGCAGGUGUUCGACAAGUACGUCAAGGAGAGAGCAGAGGAAGAGCGCAGGGAGAAGAGGAACAAGCUGAAGGAACGGAAAGAUGAGUACAGGAGAUUGAUGGAGGAAGCGAGUUUGCAUGGAAAAUCUUCAUUUGGAGACUUUGCCCAAAAAUAUGGCAAAGAUGACCGUUUCAAGAAUAUAGAAAAGAUGCGAGAAAGGGAAAGCCUCUUUAACGAAUUCUUGUUGGAGGUACGCAAACGGGAGAAAGAAGAGAAAAACUUGCGCAGAGAACAGGUUAAACGAGAUUUCUUUAGCUUAUUGAGGGAACACAGUGAAAUCGACCGGCACUCGAGGUGGAGCGAUGCAAAGAAACGGGUGGAUUCGGACCCCAGGUAUAAGAACGUGGACUCUAGUGCGGUCAGAGAGGACUGGUUCCGUGAAUACCUCAAGAUAUUGAAGGACGAGCGCAAGAGGGAGAAGGAGAGAGACAGAGAACGGCGGGACAAGGACAGGAGGGACAAGGGGGAGAAGAGUGAUAGGGGAGACAAAGAGAAAGAAACUAAGGUGGAAAAUGAAAGUGAGCAAGAUGCAGAGACUGACGCAGAGCAAGAGAAAGAAAAAGAGAAAGAGAAGGCAGCACGAGUGGAGGCGAGUCUACGAGAAAGAGAGAAGGAGGUACAACGCACAUUAGCGGUACACCUGCGUGACAGAGAUAAUGAGCGUGAGCAGCACAAGCAUGAUGAAGCAGUGCAGCACUUUAAAGCUCUCCUUGCUGAUUUGGUGCGAAACUCAGAAUUGGUGUGGCGUGAGGCCAAGCGUCAACUGCGUAAGGACCACCGUUGGGAACUUGCUGAACUCUUGGAGCGAGAAGAGAAAGAGAAACUCUUCACUGAACACAUUGAACAGUUGUCAAAGAAGAAAAAAGAGAAGUUUAGAGAGCUGUUAAAUGAAACCCAGGAUGUCACCCUUUCUAGUUCAUGGAAAGAAGUUCGUAAACUCAUUAAAGAUGACCCGCGUUAUAGCAAGUUCUCCUCUAGUGAAAAGAAAUGUGAACGAGAAUUCAAAGACUAUAUUAAGGAUAAAAUGGUGGCUGCGAAGGCAGAUAUCAGAGAACUGUUGCAGGAAACCAAAUUGAUCACACACAAAACGUUGACCAUGGUGAAGGAGAAUGAAGGUGCAAUGAAGGAGAUUGAGGAGAUUCUGAAGAAGGAUAAACGAUAUCUGGAGUUGGACCACAUCCCAGAGGAGAGGCAAGAGCUGGUGAUGGGUUAUCUGGAGGAUCUGGAGAAGAGAGGACCUCCCCCACCACCCACAGCAUCCGAACCCUCUCGUCGCAGUACCAAGUGAAUAUGGCGGCUAUUGGAGGAUGAAGAUCCUGGUGAAAUUCCGGCACCUCCUUCGAUGGACAUUUUCCAUUUCAGCUCUUAAAAAUUCAACCAAAUACAAUAAAAAUUGGCUGGUACUUAGAUUUUUUUAAAUUUACAGGGGUAAAAUUAUCAAUUGUUUGAGAUUCAUCUAUGAAAUAAUAUAUUGUAAAGACUGACAGGUAAUAUGGUAUUGUAAUACGAUCACAAAACAAUUUGUUCCUAAAUGUUUUGUUUAUUCUUAUAUUUUGUUACUGAGUUUUGCUGAAUGGUAGAUGUAAGUGCUAACACUGUCAUUUCUUUUAAACUUUUACUACAAUUAUGUAUGUAUAGACAAACCGUGAUACAAUUGAGAUUGUAUAUGAGCUAGUUUAGUUUUAUGUUAUUACCACAGUUGUAAAGCAAUGACAUGUUUAGAUAACAUGUUUCCUUUUUAAUAAAUAUAACUUGAUGAAAUA